UGGCGGCCGAUGACAUUGACAACGUCAAAAACACCUGAUAGCUGUCAAACUUGUGUGGGCGCCGUAAACAUCGUUUUUGUUUACUUUUCCAGCUCAAGCCACCUUUCAGACGAUGAAAUCGGGGGAUCACCGACGAAAUGUUGUCGUCAAUCAAAGAUAAGCUGUUAAAUGUCACCAAAACCGUACCUUUAUUCAGUACAAAUAGCGACAGGGGACACGUGCAGUGCGAGGUAAAUUCGAACGCUGGCAGCGAGAUUUUGAGUCAUUACCAAGCCGAGUGGCAAGCUUUACACAACCAAAGUGAACAAAAUGCCAAAAAGGCCGAAGAAGCGGCGACGGAAAUCGCCAAAAUCACCAACAAAAUCGAACGCGAUAAGAAGAGCUUAAGUGUGAUGACACACCUGUUGGCGCACUCGAACUUAAAUCUAAACCUUGUUAAUUGUACAAAACAAAUCGAGAAACUUUACGAUAGCUUUAGGGAAGUUGAGGAGGAACUGGUGCAGUUGGAGGACUUGAUCGAAACUGUCGAGUUCGAGAAUAUGAAAAAACAACACCGGUAUCAUUUGCAACAGUACAAAGUGCGGAAAGAGGAGUCUUUGAAGGCGUUUGAGGCCUCUCUUAAGGAAAAACACGAGAAAGCAGUUGCAGAAUUUGACUUGAAAAAGAAGAAAGAACUAGAGGAGCGGCAACAAGUGUUUCACGAGGCCUUCAAGAGCGACUUAGAGAUUUACAAAAACUCGGGCACCAUCCCCAAGUUAGAUCUUCCAAAGAAGCAGCCAAGUGCCUUACUUGAGGAAAUCCAGGUGGAUUUUGACGAAAGUGAGUUGGACCAAUUCUUGUCGAAAUAGUGCAAUAGAUUUAUAUUUUGAAUAAUUGUUAAUAAACGGGUUUUUGAAGUUU
Molecule: messenger RNA, 900 nt
Organism: Tribolium castaneum (red flour beetle)
Lineage: Eukaryota; Metazoa; Arthropoda; Insecta; Coleoptera; Tenebrionidae
Gene: Dysb
Product: Dysbindin
Exons: 3
Coding region: 138-848 (236 amino acids)
Biological process (GO): negative regulation of protein kinase activity
Cellular component (GO): cytoplasm
Source: RefSeq, a predicted model, not a curated record